CGCGCACACAAGCAGUUUGUAAACAACAACAGCUGAGCCUGGAAAUGAGCCAUUUUACGAGACGUUUCGGAUCAGCUGAUCGCUCAUUUCAUGAAUGAAAAUUUGACAGGAGGUUGCGCCCAAGCCCGUGUUUUACGUCGCGCGCGGUGAAUAAUUUCUUAAUUUUAUCAUUAUUGUGAAAGAAAUUAUUCAAAAUGAUCAAAAGACCGUCCAGUAAGGACAGCGAAAAUGACAUCCUCCGGAUGCAGCAGGACUUUUACGCCGAGUCGAAUCGAGAUGCCGCGUUUCAACCGGCCGCCAAAGUGGUGCGUGUCCUGCAGGAAGACGGCAAAUCUCAAGAUGGGGCACCGGCCGGAAAGGUGCCCCGACAGUCGGAAUUCGCUCGUCGCCGCCAGCUACAGAAAGCUAGCAAGGAGACUACGGCACCGGUGGAGAAACCUGCCGUUCCGGAGAACACAAUUAUCGGAGAAAUCGUUGAGAAGCCCUAUGAUGAGAAAGUUUUGCCGAUGGAAAUGGAAGAGGCGGGUAGUUCGACUGUGGAAGCCUUCCCAAAACCGAUUCAUUUAAAAGUGCUUCCCCGGGGAAGUGGCCAAAAGAAAAGUUUAUUCGCCCAGAUGUUUCACAAAGAGGACACCAGUUCGGACACUUCCGCUGGAAUGGAAAGUAAGAAUGCAAAGGUUCAUCUUCCCGAGGAAAGUGUAAUCCUCGAAGGGUCAGACGCGAUGGAAAUCCACGAAGAGAAUCUGGAAAAAAUGAAACAGAUGGACGAAAGUGAAAUCCUGAAAGAAAGGGAACAUCUGAUGAGCACUAUGGAUCCCAACCUCGUGGAGUUUCUAAAGGCCAGGAAGAAAGGUCCGGUUCCGAGUCAGACGAAAGCUCCCGAACCGAUUCAAGAAGUGGAAGAGAUAACCACUGAAGCUCCGAAUUUGGACGUAUUUUGUCAGAAAGGAUCCGACCAGUGGAUCAAUUUCGACAUUUUGGAGCCGGAAAAGCUCGAAUGGACCAAGAACAUCCAGAAGAGCCUGAAGGAUCUCAAACCGGGUGAAACCUUCGAGGCUCGGUUUGACUGGAAGGGAGUGCUCCAGCCGUAUGUGGUGAAACAGGAAGACCAGAACAAGGACGACCGGGAAUUGUACUUGCAUGGAGAGGAAGCCGAGCGUCCCGGAUACACCCUCCAAGAACUGUUCCGCCUGGCUCGAGCCAAUGUCCUCCAGCAACGCAUUUCCGCCCUGAACGCCAUCGGAGGCAUCCUGAACAUUCUCAACCAAGGGUUCUAUGACGGAGUUCUUGAACUCCCGAUCUCGAAAAUAUUCUUCUUCCUGAGAUUUGCCUUGGACGAGAACACACCAGCGGUAGUCGAGGCGGCCUCCCGAGCCCUGGCUAACCUCUUCUACAACGACACGGAUGAAACGUUGCUGGAUACGAUCUACGAUACCGAACAAGGGAUCCUCCAGCCGGAGCUUGGGCUCAAUGUUACGCACAGCCGAACGGAGGAAGAGGAACAACGCCAGAAGGAGCUGGAAACGGGAUUGGGUUCGUUGAAGCUGACCGGUGGCAAGCAGGCGCAGAAGGCCACCCGUAAGGUGCACUUCUCCGCCGAAGUCUUCGACGACCCGGACGACAUCAACAAUCGGGAAACGAUGAACGACUUCCACCUGGCAGAAACCGAUCUGCUAGAGUGCCUUCUCCGAACGAACAUCCUAGAGCGGAUUCGGUACAUUCUGUUCUCAAUGCGACCCGAAGGAACCACGGUCAUAAACUGCACGAAGCUAUUGAUUCGCCUCGCUCGGACCAACGAGUCGAUGGCGGUGAAAAUAGCUUCCAACGAGCUGCUAAUGGGAGGUUUGAUCAGUGGUUACUUGAGCUCUGCGGUUGAACCGGUAGAGGGCAAGCAACUUCCUCCGCAGCAUGUGGUCAUAAAGUUGCUACGGGUGUUGUGUUCCUAUGGUGGUGAUAUGUACGAGAGAUACCUUGCGAGGUACCAUGUGACCAGUUUGCUGAAACGGCACGUUUUCAACCGGAGGGACAUCAAUGUAACAUUGAUUCAGACUCAGAUUGAAACAUUCCGAUUCAUGCGUUUGAUUCUGAAGAUCACUCAGAAUGACGAGUUGUAUUGCGAUAUGCAUCCGGCGCUGUUCUACCUGCUGGAGUGGCACUACCAGCAUCUCGUCCUGGAUGAAAAUGGCCCGUUCAUCAUCCGUCAGCACUGUGCGUCCUUGUUAGCGCUAAUUGGCUACGACCGGGUUCAGCAUGUCGCCACCGGAUUCACUUCGCAGAACUGGGAUCGCCUGUUUGCCUGUUUCAGCAAGUGGUUCAACACGGCGGCCAAGUACGGUGUUAAUGAGUUUUCCCAGAAGUUGCUGCUGGGGGCCUGUCUGGAUGUGGCGGCCAAGGUGCGAACCCUCGCCGGCAGUUUCUAUCGGAGCUUUUUCGACGGUUACUUUGGCGCCUUUCUGAAGAGCAGCAAGUUGGACGACCUGAUGAAGCAACUGAGCCACUCGCCGCUCUUCGGCUUCAGCUCCGGCAUGGAGGAUCGCAGUGAGAAAAUCGCACCCCUUCCCAACGUGGGUGGCGUUCUGACGCGCCCCAAUCAACCCACGGCACCCACGCUAAUCCUGACGAAAUCCUACCCCAUAUUUAUGCUCCACUCGAUGCUCGGCUUGUUGCGUUCCCAUGCCGAAUGCGACGAGCUUCCACUGCGGCGUUUUGUGAACAAUAAGUGUCACCACAAUUAUCUGGCCAAACUGGCCGCCAUGGUUUCCGGGCAACAAUCGGGAAAAUCUGUACCGCCGGCCAUUAAGUCGACGAACUGGUUUCUGAAAGGCGAAUUGAAUUAUUUGCUCGAUGUGUUGGCGUUGCUGGUGAAGGAUGGUCGAAAUCGCCGUUGCGGUGCGAACAAAGGACCAAGCGUCCCCUUACGACACGAGGGCGAUGACCUUGAAAUGGAGAAACCAGACGAACAAUUGACUUCCAGUGAAACGACACAACCCACCGACGAUGGGCGAUUACUACUGCCGGUGGCAUUCAAAGUGCUUCUGCAUCUGAGCGAGGAGUUCUAUCCUGCCAUUGUGCGGCUGUUCGAUGAGAUCAUUUUCGUUCGAGAUUUUUAUCCCAGUCAGUUGGGGUCGGUUGGUAACGGAACGGUCACAGCUGAGGAACUGCAGCGCUGGAAAUUCAACUACAAGGUGAAGCUGAAGUCGCUGGUAAAACGUGAGGAAAAUUCAUCCGACCGUCGUCACAACAAUUACACAGUUACCGAGUGGCGCACCCCACUCCUUGCCCCGACGUGGCCCUACUCCUUGCUAUAUCUGCUCCUGGAGAAAACCGAGCAAGGAUCGACCAAACUGCAGUACUACUCCGAAGAGCAAAUCAUCAAAACGACGCUCCAAUUCUCCGAACUGUUGGAACAGAACUCCAUCCUGCUGGCCAGCGUCACCCACCGGCUGAUGUAUCUGAUGACGGCCUUCCUGGGACCGGAUGCCAAGUUCCUCGACGGGGACAUUUCCACGCUCAUAACACGCCGGAUCGAUGACUUGCGCGCCGAGAUGCUGCGGAGUGGCGAACGGUUCGACUUCGAUGUCCGGCUUGAGGAGCGAAAGAGUUUCCACGGGCUGUACCAGCUGGUGUUGGACAUUUUCCAGAGUUCAAGCUACGGUCAUGCACCGUUCAGCGCUUUGGUGAUGGCUCCGUUGGCCCAGUGCUAUGACAUCCAGUGGCGGAACUUGGUGUGGUCGGAGCACGUAGCCGUUUUGCGAUUUAUUACCUGCAGCGAGCAACAGCUCUUCGGGACAAUGGAAGAUUAUCUGCAACCAGUGGAGACAGAUGUAACCCUCCUCAAGUUCUACAGCCAAGCAUUGAACUCGAACCUGUUGCGCCCGGGGUCCAUUCCCGCUCGGAUAGCAACACACCACCUACAGGCGUACCGUGCAAAGACCAACGAAAGAAAAGCUUCUAAUGAUGCUGACAGAUAAACGGAUUCUAACAUGA
Molecule: messenger RNA, 3987 nt
Organism: Aedes albopictus (Asian tiger mosquito)
Lineage: Eukaryota; Metazoa; Arthropoda; Insecta; Diptera; Culicidae
Product: RNA polymerase II-associated protein 1
Exons: 10
Coding region: 195-3971 (1258 amino acids)
Biological process (GO): transcription by RNA polymerase II
Source: RefSeq, a predicted model, not a curated record